GAGUCUUUCAAAGCCAGAGCAGGAAUAAGUGCUCUUUCAACAGUACUGAUGUCUUGAACAAAAACUUAACUUGGAUCUAGGAAAAAGCUCUUAGUUUUCAGAAUGGAGGAAAAUUCUUCCAGUAGUGGAACAGAUUCCCUAAGCAGUGGAGAGAUUCCACGAAGUCGGUCAGAGGGGACUUUGAUUGAUGUGGAUGACCAGGCACCUUCAGACAGCUACAAUGUCAAUGAAAGUAAACUGGAUUUGGAUAUUGACUGGCCUGGUGUAUUCAAACAUGCCCAAGCUGUUUCCAAGACUAAUCCUUUCUGGAAUGAACUUUCAGGAUCCAACCCUUUUGUACAUGACAUAGCUGCUUCCAAUAGAAAUGAAAAUAAUAAACAUCUUUCUAUCAUAAAGGAAAAACCUUAUUUGUUCUCUAAAAUUUCUAGCAAUAGGGACUCUUUGGAUUCCUCAGGUGAUGAGCUAGAUAUUGAUUGUCUCCUAAGGAAGGCUUCAGCAAGAAGAUCUGGACGAUCCAAGAGUGUCUCUGACUUCCUGGAUAUAGUUGAUAACCUAAGAUUUAAUCCUCACAAGACAGCGCCUCAAAACAUUACAGCUUCUGAUAUGACAUGGCUUCAGAAUGACCGUGAAGCCUACAAGAUGGCCUGGCUGAGCCACCGACAGCUCACCCGCUCCUGCCUGGAUUUAGAAGCCAUGAGCCACAGCCCAGGAUGGGCUCAGACACAAGCUACAGACAUUCAUGUCGUUUGUAAACUGGAUCACGAAGGGGGUUCAGUACAGCUGCCCGACUCAGAUAUCAACAUUCAUGUCCCUGUGGGUCAUGUAUUACCAGGAGAAUUCCAAGAAGUCGGUUUAAAGGCUAUCCUUAACCCUCCAUUGUCAUGCAACAAUGAGCUGUCCAGCACAGUAAGUCCUCUGAUAGAACUUACACUGAGCAAUCUCAACACAAGCGAAGCCAUUUUCCUAGAAGUGAAAGUUGCAGCUAAAGUGAAGAAUGAUCCACUCAGCCAAGUUAUGAGUGAUAUUGUGUGUUUUUUUAGUCUCAACAAAGAAGGGCCUUUUAAGAAGCUAGAAAAUUGCUAUAUUUACCAAGAUACCAUACAAGUGAAGCUAACGGACCUAAGUCAUGUGAUGUAUGCAGUGAUUGCUGUACAAGCAAGCAAAAUCCAGCCUCCAGCAACUAAUGUGUGGGACUACGUCCAUAGAACAGUCUCAGUUGGAAUUUAUGGUCCCAAAUAUAUUCAUCCAUCUUUUACUGCAGUUUUUACAGUCUUUGGUCAUAACUACAUUCCGGGAAAACUCACGAUUUGUGAUAUAAAAAAAGGGGGGAAAAGUAUGCCUCCUGUGGUGUUUCAGCUGUGGGGGAAACAUACAUUUCUGCUUGAAAAACCGCAGGAUCUAAACAUUUCUUUGGUAUCCUGUGAUCCAGACUUCCAAAUAAAAAUGGAAGAUCAAAGCAGAAAUAUUAAAAAGGAGGAGUUGAAAACUGGGGAAAUGGUCCGCCAACAAUUCCUGUUUUCCAUGCUUGGAUGCAGGGAGAUGCAUUUCUUUGUUUUCCUUGUUCAGAUUAAAAUCUUGAAAAGUAGCCAAGUAACAGAGUUUCAUGUUACGACUCCUGAUCCAGCUCCAAAAUUAAGUGGAAUCAUUAAUAGGCCAAAGCGCCUACUAAACCGCAAAGAAAUCAAGUCUGCACCAUGGCUUUUGAUCCCAACAAUAAAAUAUCCAAAGUUUCAAGACAAAACUUUGAGUGUCAAUACUUACGGAGUGGCUUUGAAAACUGUGUUACGUCAAAAUAAGGUUGACUAUUUGCUGGAAUAUUUUAAAGGAGACACAAUAGCACUGCUUGGUGAAGACAAAGUUAAAGCCAUUGGACAAACUAAAAUGAAAGAGUGGUAUGUGGGAGUUCUCAGAAGAAAGAUUGGUCUUGUACAUUGCAAAAACGUAAAAGUGAUUUCCAAAGAACAAGCUAUGGACACUGCUGAUAGUGAGCUAACAACCAAGAAUCUUGUUGAACAAAUUGCAUUGCCAUUCAAGAAAUUGACUUAUAUCUACUCGGUAGUUCUGUCUACAGUCUCAGAGAGUGUUUAUGACUGGAGAGCUUUAGCUGAGGUGUUGGGAUACUCACAUAUGUCUUUGGAUGACUUCAAUGAGGCACAUGUUGAUAAAGAAUCAGAAAGAGUUGCACAUGUUGUGAAGAAGAUGAAGCAAGACUGCCACGCUAACAAAAAAAAAAGACUAUUUCUUUAUGAACUCAUCGUUGCACUUUUGAAAAUAGAUUGCCAGGGAUUAGUGGCACGUCUUACCCAGGACACCAUCGUCUUGACUUCAGCCGUCAAGCUUGGCAAAAGCUGGCGGGAGCUUGCAGAGAAGCUCGCCCGGCUCACAAAGCAGCAAAUAGAGGCUUAUGAAGUGCCCCACCAGGGCAGGAAUGGAGCAGUGGCUCUGGAGAUGAUGUGGAAACCUGCAUAUGACUUUCUCUAUACUUGGGCUGCCCAUUAUGGAGAUGGUUACAGGGACGUCUUACAAGACCUGCAAUCAGCCUUGGAUAAAAUGAAAAACCCAGUGACAAAGCAGUGGCGAGAGUUAACUGGAGCUCUCAUUCUUGUGAAUUGCAUGGAGGUGUUAAGAGCAAGCGCCUUCUCCAAAAUGGAGGAGGAGUAGAUGGCCAAAACAUGUUUUUGGAAAAUCUCUUAGGACAUUAUAUCCCUAUGUAGAGUUUAUUGGUGUACAUUUAUGUUUCAGUGGUACUUGUAGAGCAUGACAGAAUGAAGUUUGUUUUAACUGAGUUGAUGUUGGGUCUAGCCCUAUGGUUCUCAACUACAGAUUGCCAGAGCAUGCUAGUGGCUUCCCAGUAAAAAAGAAAAGAAUGGGGAAUUAAACUGAGGAGGUCAACAAAAAUGGUUUGUAUUCUAUGGCAUAUUUUCUAAAAGGAGCUGUUUCUGAUUGCACUGACUUCUAGGCAGGGAUCAUUUUUAAAAACAGAACUAUUCAUGAAUGAGUUCAGCACGUAGAGCCUAAGUUUACAUUGUUUUCAGUGAAGUAUUAAAAUCUAAAUAUUUAAUACAUUUAAUAUUUGGUGCUCAAACCCUUCAAAUCUAAUUCAAUGGGUGCAGGUUGGCCUAUAAAAAAAACUUUAAGAUUCUUUCAUUCUCAUCUGGGACAAAACUAAUCUAAUUGUCUCACAACACAAGAAUUCAACAGUUCUGGGAAAAAUAGGUGUGUGCUGCACACACUCAAAAAUAGGUGUGCUGCACUUUUCCAAAACAGCUUCUGGUACCUAUUUAAAAGAGUGGAAGAGAGACUAAAGAUAAAAUCUCAAAAGUGUUUGUUUUUGAUUUAUUUGUUGAUGUAACUC
Sturnus vulgaris (Common starling) is the source of this 3355-nucleotide messenger RNA. The record is from RefSeq and is a predicted model, not a curated record. NCBI's taxonomy places the organism in Eukaryota, Metazoa, Chordata, Aves, Passeriformes, Sturnidae.